CCGCACCAUGGAGAGGGUAAUAAUCAACACCGGCGCCACAAAGUAAUGGGGAAAGCUUUGCUGAUCAGUGUGACGACCGCAGUGGUGUGGGCUUUGGUAGCGACGCUACAGUGUCAUGCGACGGAUAACUUGCCAAGCAAUCUCGGUAGGCUGAACGAGCUGUUUCCACUCACGAUCAUUCAUAUGAACGAUCUUCAUGCAAGAUUUGCGGAAACUUCCGAGAGAUCGUCCAAGUGUAAGGAAAGCGGGGCUGACAGCUGCAUUGCCGGUAUAGCGCGCGUUUUUCACACCGUACAAAAGCUAAGAAAGAAGCAUCCGAACCCAGUCUUCUUCAAUGUCGGCGAUAACUACCAGGGAACGAUCUGGUACAACUAUCACCGUUGGCGAGUGGUGGCACGAUUCAUGAAGCUGUUACAUCCAGAUGCGAUGACGCUCGGAAACCAUGAGUUCGAUGAUGGGCUGCAAGGGUUACGACCCUACCUGAUGGCUCUUGCGGAGGAAAAGAUUCCAACAUUAGCGUCGAACCUUAUCCGUUCGAAAGAUCCUUUCCCGGACCUGCCACGCACGGUGAUCCUGGAGCGGGAUGGACGUUCGAUAGGCAUUAUUGGGGUGACAGCUGAUAACACUCACGAACUCUCCAAAACGGAAAGCAUCACAUUUGCCGAUUCCGUCGCCACGGUGCGCAACGAAUCGCAAGCCCUGAAGCAACGGGGUGUGAACAUCAUACUGGUACUGUCACACUGUGGGCUGGAGGUUGAUAAACGGAUUGCGCAGGAGGCGGGCGAUCAUGUGGACGUGAUCGUCGGAGGACAUUCACAUUCGUUUCUUUUCCCGCACGGUUCCAGCCCGGUGCCGCACAGCAAGUUGGACAACAUUCUGGGCGAUUAUCCAGUAGUUGUGGAGAAUAAGAAUGGACGUAAGAUACUGAUUGUGCAAGCUUACGCCUACGGUAAGUACGUAGGCCGUUUGACGGUUUAUUUCAAUCGGGACGGAGAAGUGAAACACUGGGAUGGAUUCCCGGUGUACCAAUCGAACCGAGUACCGCAGAGUCGUUGGGCGUUAAAAGUUCUGGAACCGUACCGCAAGCAGGUGGAAUCUUACGGAGCAACCAAAAUUGCCGAAACGACGGUCGAUCUUGUGCAGGACACCUGUCGUCUAAGGGAGUGUAACUUGGGCAGCUUGGUGGCGGAUGCGAUUGCCGAUUACUACACCAACGAAACGUUCCACCCGGUAGCGGUUAUUAAUGCCGGCAACUUCCGUGCUCCAAUACCUAGAGGAUUUAUUACCAACGAGGAAGCAAUCGGUGCGAGCCCAUUCUCGAACACGGUCGAUCUAGUGACGCUACGCGGCGAUGCACUGUGGAACAUCAUCGAGCACUCGAUCGUGUGGGACAGCGUGAAGCGGAUGAACGUUGCCCAAGUGUCCGGAUUGCGAGUCGUGGCAGAUCUCGAUCGAGCACCGUACAAUCGGGUGCUCUCGAUCGAGGUGCGCAACCUGGCCGACGGUACCAAGUACGAGCCGUUAAGCAAAAAGGCAACUUACAAGCUCGUGACACUGUCGUUCAUUGCCACCGGGAAGGAUGGGUUCCGUUGGGCAUUGGAGCGACUGGACCGAAAGAUUGGACCACUCGAUUCGGAUGUGUUUAUAGCGUAUCUGAAGAAGCUGAAGGUGGUGAAUGAAAACAAACUCAAGGGUGGCAGAAUGAUUGUAAACGGAACGAUCAAAACAUAAGGAUAGAGAAAAAUAUACAGCAAAUGGCAUGCAUUUAUGCCUUCCAAAGC
This is a messenger RNA of Anopheles stephensi (Asian malaria mosquito), 1781 nucleotides long. RefSeq names its product apyrase-like. Lineage: Eukaryota; Metazoa; Arthropoda; Insecta; Diptera; Culicidae. The record is from RefSeq and is a predicted model, not a curated record. Gene Ontology annotation, molecular function: nucleotide binding; metal ion binding; 5'-nucleotidase activity. The coding region runs from base 46 to 1731 and encodes 561 amino acids. Gene Ontology annotation, cellular component: plasma membrane. The transcript is spliced from 6 exons. Gene Ontology annotation, biological process: AMP catabolic process.